AUGGCCAGUCCCGCGGCCAAUACGAAGGCUGAACCCGACAUGUUCCAGCACUCUAUUCUGCCGAAAGAGAAGGGCUCCUUUCGAUUGAUACAAAUCAGACCUGGUUUUUCCGUCGACGGCCUCCCCGACUGCUACCUACAGAAUGCGCUAGUUCAAGAAUCGAACUAUAUCUGUCUUUCCUACACCUGGGGCCAACCAGGGGACGAGUAUCCCAUCAAGCUCGAUGGAAAACUAUUUCAUGUGCGUCAAAAUCUCUACGACUUCCUCCAAGCGGCACGCCAGCGUCUCACAUUUUGCACAUUAUGGAUAGAUGCGCUGUGUAUCAACCAAACCGAUGUCGAAGAACGAAACCACCAAGUUCAACAGAUGGGUAACAUCUUUGAGGGCGCAAGAUUGGUCGUGUCGUGGCUAGGCAAUAGUCUCGAGACGCAAGAAUUCGUUCAGACAGUGGGACUGGAAUUGGAUCGCCAGGUCUGGAAAACGUUGGAAGACUUUUACCAUAGCAAGCACUACGAUCAAACUCAUAGGAGCCGCUAUCAAGGAUUGAAGCCGAACGCCAGUAUUCGCUCCGCCAAAGCUCACAGUCUUGUGGAAGCCGAUACAUACGACGGCCACUCCCUUGACUCUCCAUUUAUCAACAAAAAUUACGGUUACAUCGCAAACAAUGCUUACUGGAAAAGAGCAUGGGUUACACAAGAAAUAGUCCUGGCAAGGGAGCUGGUAGUGAUGGCUGGGGAGCAUGUCAUCGAUUUCUUGUCACUCGCGCACGCGUGUAAGAGCACAAGAAACUGGAUACCUAAGAACCCAUUAGAGGAAUAUGCGUUCUUGUUACAAACGCAAAGGGGCAAAGACACAAGGGAUAGACGCAGCUGCCCGUCUCUGUUCAACGUGGACAGGGAUGGCACACAUGGACUGCUUGCCCUCCUGAAGUUCUUCUCAGGAAAAUGUUGUGCGCUUCGGCGGGAUCGCAUCUACUCCCUGUUGGCGCUUUGUAAGGGUGGCGAGAAGAUAAGGGUCGACUACGAUGAACCAGACAUUAAGCUCAUCAUGCAAGUUCUGGACGCUUGCAAAUACGAAGUGUGCUUCUGUUCUGCAGCUACAGUGGCUCGCAUUGUCAAUGGGCCUGGCUUCUCCCAUCUGGAAAUGGAAGCUUACGCUGUCCCUGUAACGCAUGGCUUCAAGCUUCAGGCAUACAGCUCGGACCUCGAGAUCUGUCCAUCAUGCUCUCAGCCGGUACCUCAAUCACAACAUGGUGUGUACUUUUGCUUGCACUGCGAUUCUGAUGCUUGCCAUGAACAGCAGGGGCAUCUGUUCUGGGACAACGCUCGUCGUGAUGACGUAGCAGAUAGCUUCCGGCGUCGCGCUGGUCUCCUACGGUUAGCCAGAAAAGAUCUCGGCGAGCCGCGCGUGCUGUGUAGGCUAGGGAAAGGAAUAGAGAUUGACCGCGAAGAGGCCGAAGGCGAGUUCUACACCUUGCGAUUUUCUCUUGGUACACUCGUUGAUGUCAUGAAUGUCAAAUUUGAAGACGAGAAGCAGUCUUAUUCAUCGCACACAUGUCGUGGCUGA
This is a messenger RNA of Alternaria viburni, 1566 nucleotides long. RefSeq lists its product as uncharacterized. The transcript has a single exon. The record is from RefSeq and is a predicted model, not a curated record. Lineage: Eukaryota; Fungi; Ascomycota; Dothideomycetes; Pleosporales; Pleosporaceae. The coding region runs from base 1 to 1566 and encodes 521 amino acids.